CAAGAGUAGAGGAAGGUACGCUUAUUGUGUUCGUAAGAAAUUCCGGUGACAUUUCCCCCACUACGUAUUGUUGUGAUGAUGUUGGAACUUGUUCUGAGUAUUAUCGUCGUACCAGGAGGAGAUGCUUUGCUUUUCCCUUAUGCACGAAUGAGAAAACAUAAACUGUGUUGUAUUGACGUAUCUGCACUUGAAGGUUACGAGGGACUACUGCCUGUGGUUGUUUACAGCUUGUCUUCACAACAGCUGGCUAACUCGAUUGAUCAGGAAAUCAAGAGAUUGCUGGGAGUGAAAACCUUGGAAUUCAUUGUCCUGUAUAAAGAUAUAAGAAAC
Messenger RNA from Loa loa (African eye worm), 330 nucleotides. RefSeq lists its product as hypothetical. NCBI's taxonomy places the organism in Eukaryota, Metazoa, Nematoda, Chromadorea, Rhabditida, Onchocercidae. The record is from RefSeq and is a predicted model, not a curated record. The annotation marks the transcript as partial. The transcript has a single exon.